Molecule: messenger RNA, 810 nt
Organism: Lotus japonicus
Lineage: Eukaryota; Viridiplantae; Streptophyta; Magnoliopsida; Fabales; Fabaceae
Product: protein FAR1-RELATED SEQUENCE 11-like
Exons: 2
Coding region: 1-810 (269 amino acids)
Source: RefSeq, a predicted model, not a curated record
AUGGCCACUGGGGAAGGAGAAAGAAAGAUUGAUAACGAAGAAGAUUUUUUGCAGGAGAACGAGGAUUCCGAUAGUGAUGACGCGAAUGAGAUUUCUGGUAGUGAGGAAAGUGAAGACUUUUGUGAUGGUGAAGAUGAUGUACAAUCCAUUGGAGAAACUUGUACCAUUCCCAUAGAUGGUGUUGAAGAUAUGGGUGACAUCAAUUUCAUCACUUUAACAUUUGAAGACAUGAAGAAAUACCGGUUUUUAAAUCGUAAUGUUGCCUAUGAUUUUUACAAUAUGUAUGCUCGGUUUAAUGGAUUUUCUGCCCGUCGUAGCGUUGUCAAGAAAAACUUUAAGGGAGAAAUUGUGCAGCAGAAUUUUGUCUGUCAUAAACAAGGUCACAGAGAAGAUAGAUUUGGGGAAGAUGGAGUUCGGAAGCGUGAGCCUAGGAGGGACAUUAGGUGUGGAUGUUUAGCACACUGCAAGGUCCAUAUUGAUGAAUCUGGUCACCGUUGGGUUGUUAAACAUCUCGAUGAUGGCCAUAGUCACUUGGUUGUCCCUGAUAAGCAUGUAGGUUUGCUAGCCGGUCAUAGGAAGAUGUGUGACAUGGAUGUUUCCCAGAUGAACAACAUGAUUGGAGUUGGUAUUUCACCUCCUCAGGUUUAUGCAUCAUUUGCUGGUGAAGCGGGUGGGUGUCUUAAUGUAAAUUUUAAUCAGCGGAACAUGUACAAUGUAUUGGAUAAGGAGAGGAGAAAGCAGUUGCCUGAUGCAAGAGGUGCAUUUGGCUAUCUGCGUACUUUGCGAAGCAAAGAUCCAGACAUGUACUAG